Messenger RNA from Blepharisma stoltei, 492 nucleotides. NCBI's taxonomy places the organism in Eukaryota, Ciliophora, Heterotrichea, Heterotrichida, Blepharismidae. The record is from the annotation of a GenBank genome assembly.
AUGGAGAGCUUAACUAAUGAUUAUUUUACAAUAGAGUCGAUAUGAUUAAGCAUUGAAGCAGAAAACCUGCCUGAAGAAUUAGGCAUUGAUGAAGAAACCAAAUCGUUGGCAAAAUUUUAUUAUGAUUCAGCGUUAAGUGUGAUAAAGUUUUUAUUAGAAAUUUAUCAGGAAAAUCGAGUGCUUGAAAAUCAAAACGAAGAAUCACAUAGUAGAUCCUAUGAGUUAUGCAAAGCAACUCAUAUAUGCCAGGACAGUAAAUAUAUAUAAUUUACUUAAUAGUAAUUUAUUUGAGAUGCUAGGGUGUAAUGGUAUAAUUUUAAAAUACCAUCAAUUUUAUCGAGAUGCUUCACCUAUGCUUACAUAAAUCCAAAAAAUAAAAAAUUAAAGUAUCUCAUUGAAGAAUUGGAUUAUGCUUGCAGAAAUUUUGAAGAAAGAAUUUUCGAAAUACUCCAUGAUUAUUAUCUAGCCAUCAAGUUAGAUAAUGAUGAUUAA